CAGGAAGUGACGCGAGCGAGUUCCGGUUGGCUGGGACCCCAGCGGCGGGUGUGAGAGUCGGUGUUGAGUGGCUUCUGGGACCGAGAGGAGCCGCAGCCGGAGGAGUCGGAGUUGGGAGCUCCUCAAGAGUUACUGAUCUAUGAAAUGGCAGAGAAUGGAAAAAAUUGUGACCAGAGACGUGUAGCAAUGAACAAGGAACAACAUAACGGAAAUUUUACAGAUCCCUCAUCAGUGAAUGAAAAGAAGAGGCGGGAUCGAGAAGAAAGACAAAAUAUUGUCCUGUGGAGACAGCCACUCAUUACCUUGCAGUAUUUUUCUUUGGAAACCCUUGUAAUCUUAAAGGAAUGGACCUCAAAAUUAUGGCAUCGUCAAAGCAUUGUGGUGUCUUUUUUACUGCUGCUUGCUGUGCUUAUAGCUACAUAUUAUGUUGAAGGAGCACAUCAACAGUAUGUGCAACGUAUAGAGAAACAGUUCCUUUUGUAUGCCUACUGGAUAGGCUUGGGGAUUUUGUCCUCUGUUGGGCUUGGAACAGGGCUGCAUACCUUUCUGCUUUAUCUGGGUCCACAUAUAGCUUCAGUUACAUUAGCUGCUUAUGAAUGCAAUUCAGUUAAUUUUCCUGAGCCACCCUAUCCUGAUCAGAUUAUUUGUCCCGAUGAAGAGGGCACCGAAGGAGCCAUUUCUUUGUGGAGUAUCAUCUCAAAAGUUAGAAUUGAGGCCUGUAUGUGGGGUAUUGGUACAGCAAUUGGAGAGCUGCCUCCGUAUUUCAUGGCCAGGGCAGCUCGCCUCUCAGGUGCUGAACCAGAUGAUGAGGAGUAUCAGGAAUUUGAAGAGAUGCUGGAACAUGGAGAGACUCCACAAGACUUUGCUUCACGGGCUAAACUGGCAAUUCAGAAUCUAGUACAAAAAGUUGGAUUUUUGGGGAUUUUGGCAUGUGCUUCAAUUCCAAAUCCUCUAUUUGAUCUGGCUGGAAUAACAUGUGGACACUUUCUUGUGCCAUUUUGGACCUUCUUUGGUGCAACACUGAUUGGAAAAGCAAUAAUUAAAAUGCAUAUCCAGAAAAUCUUUGUUAUAAUAACAUUCAGCAAGCACAUAGUGGAGCAAAUGGUGGCUUUUAUUGGUGCUGUCCCAGGCAUCGGUCCUUCCCUACAGAAGCCAUUCCAGGAAUACCUGGAGGCUCAGCGCCAGAAGCUUCACCACAAAAGGGAUAUGGGCACCCCACAGGGAGAAAACUGGUUGUCCUGGAUGUUUGAAAAGUUGGUCGUGGUGAUGGUGUGUUACUUUAUCCUGUCUAUCAUUAACUCAAUGGCACAAAGUUAUGCCAAACGAAUCCAACAGCGGUUGAACUCAGAGGAGAAAACUAAAUAAGCAGAGGAAGAUUUUAACUGCAGAAAUUGGGAUGAAUGGGUUCUCCCUUACAUUGGGAGGACUCUUAACCAGGAAGGAAAAUUCCCUUUUCCAACCUGUAUCAAUUUUAAAAAAUGUUUAUCCUGAAAGCAGUUUAGUUCCUAUUUUGCACUGACAUACUUUUCCUUUAUGUGUUAAGGUAAGGUAUUGACCCUCAAUUCGAUCCAUGUUGUAUUUUUAUUAGGGUGAAUGUGAUGUUCAGCCACAAAGUUAACAGAAACUGGCCUUCUGUUUAUUACUUUAAAAAGGUCCACUUGGUACAAUUGGAGAAUACUUGCCACACAAAAAGUUCUUAAGUAUGUUAAAUAUGUCGAGCUUUUUAGGCUUGUCUCAAGUGAUUUGUUUUUUUUCUAAGUCAUCAAAAUGUAUAUAAAUUAUAUAUAGAUUGGAUAACAGUCUUGCAUGCCUAUCAUGGUACAAUUUAAUAUGCCAUCCUACCCAAAGUUUCCUCUCCCAUCCUUAAAAA
Molecule: messenger RNA, 1870 nt
Organism: Perognathus longimembris pacificus (Pacific pocket mouse)
Lineage: Eukaryota; Metazoa; Chordata; Mammalia; Rodentia; Heteromyidae
Gene: Vmp1
Product: vacuole membrane protein 1
Exons: 12
Coding region: 145-1365 (406 amino acids)
Biological process (GO): autophagy; Golgi organization
Cellular component (GO): endoplasmic reticulum; endomembrane system; membrane
Source: RefSeq, a predicted model, not a curated record